Porites lobata is the source of this 2761-nucleotide messenger RNA. NCBI's taxonomy places the organism in Eukaryota, Metazoa, Cnidaria, Anthozoa, Scleractinia, Poritidae. The record is from the annotation of a GenBank genome assembly.
AUGGGUCUGUUGUCGGUGGAGGUUACUUUUCUGGUACUGUUGACCGGAUCACAGGGGAUGUCUGCAACGUGCAUGGAACGGGAAGAGCAUAUACUUCGCUAUUUAAUUUCAUCACAGCCGCCAUAUGAUAACUACUACAAUAUUUCUAAAGCUGUUUAUCCGUCUGUGGAUUUGCCUUCUUUGCUAAUCAAGAUCACUGUUACGUUCCUAAAUGGCAGCAGCAAUCUCACUCAUUUAGCCGGAUCCUCCCGAUCUCCGAUCAACGGUAGUACUUCAAACAUCUCACAGACAGGGAAAAAUGUCCACGAAAAUAUUACGACAUACAAGUUCACGUGGAGUGCAUCCUGUUUGUAUGUCGGUGGAGGAAACAUAAGCUUGACUUCCAUGAAUGUGUUUUCUUUGUGGGCUAUUUAUCCAAACAGGCGAGAAAGACAGCUACACUUAACAUUGCCACAGUUCUGCAGGGGAUUUUCUGCUGACACCAUGAUCUACUUCCUUUCUACGGUAGGACUUUUAGCCAUUUCAUUAUUGUUGUUAACUUACCACCAUCAUCAUCAUCACAAACAUCAUCAUCAUUAUCAUUAAGGGCUGGAGGAACAUACUGAGGUGCAAUCAAAGCAGCAGUGAUUACCCUUUUUGUUUUUAAGAACUGAUUUUCUUCUACAUUUCCCUUAAGUGAUCUCCUGGAGAUAGAGAUGUCUUUCCCCUCACCUGACCCCUGUCUAACUUGCCUUCUCAAAAAUAGCUGAUACAGAUAUAGCUUACACUUCAAAAUUUUUCAAUUCAUACUGUAAAAUAUUAUGCAUUUUCAAAUCAUAAAUCUGUCUCAGUGAAUGCCUUAAAAUAUUAGUGGCACUGGUGUCCUUUGUAUGGAAACAUAGAAUAUUGAGCCUCUCUGUGGGUACCAAUGGAAGUCAUUUUCAUCGCACGACCAAUCAGAAGCAGUUUAGACAGAUCUGGGUGGUUACACAUCAUUAGUAUGAAAUUGCUGUGGUUGUUCCUCAGGUGUCAUUUCGUGAGGAAACCACUGGUGGUGUCCUGAUAAUAGAAAGAUUUAGAGUCACAUUAAUGGCAAACAGCAAACAUGAAUUUGUUCAUGUACCACAUGACCAAGUUUUCCCUUAACCUCUGCUUUACUGUUCAUUAUUGCUAACCCAAAAUUAGUAGCUUCACAUUAGUUUUGUUUAUGGCAAUUGUUUUCAGCAGUUUUCAGCUUGUCAUUUCUGUUUUGUGGAAUUCUCAACAUUUUCCAUUUGCCGUAAACAUCACUCAAAUUUCUCUAAAUAUCGUUAAGGGCAAACACGACUCAUAAGCUUGUGAUGAUGUGAAACAUGACCUUGGAAUUUGUUGGAACAACAGGUUUUCCCUCUUUUCUUUCCCCCUGCUGUGUUUGGACAUAAAAACUAAUUUUGAAUGAGCUAAUCUUACUUUUGCCGCACUGAGUCUUACAUUAUUGAAGGUGAUUCAUGCCCUUGCUUGUGGGCGUAGGUGGCCAGAAGAGCCAGAACAACGGACUGGUAACAGGUACUUUAUUUUUCUCCUCCCGUCACCACUCGCCUCAUGCAAAAUGCCACGUUCGCCUCACUUGGCUCAUAAAGCACCUGAUAUGGAGGCUAGGGCAGCAUCAUUAGUAUCAGUAUCAUCAGUAGUAGCAGCAGCAGCAGUAAGUAGUACAUACCCAGUAGCAACAGCAGUAGCAGCACAGUAGGAGGAAGAACAGCCACAGUAGCGGAAACAGCAGCAGUAGUAGUUUUUGUCGUUAUUUUGGUUUUGUCAUUUUUCAAGAUUUUAGGCAAGUGUUUGAGAGUGUUUGUUUUAGUAAUGCUGUUCUUGAUUUGAUUUGCAGUUGCAGGACAUAGCUAUAUCGCCAAAUAAUCCUGAUCCUAGUCUAAACACAGUAGAGUGUGUUACCACUGGUCAUGGGAAAGCUCCACCAUUUCCUGAUUGGAAGAAUCUGCUUCAUGAAGUGUGCUGGUACAUUCUGUUCAUAAGUUUGUUAUUCAGUCAAGUUGCUUCCCAGUGGCUUAUAGUGCAGCUAAGGGAGUGGAAGAUUAAAACGUAUAGCAGCGAUGUUGAAGCAGAGAAAAGGAAAAAUGACAGCCAAGUUGCAGCUGUAAUGUUGUUAUCUAUCGUUGUUUUUAUUACCGGACUUUCCUCUAUUUUUUUUGCCUGGAGUCGUUCCACUCCUAAGCAAGAUUAUUACGUGUGGGCAUUCUUCAUAUCUGCGAUUCUUGUACUUGCGCGGAGGGCACUUUGGUGUUUCUUACGUAUCUAUAAAAGCGAUAAUAUUGAUCUAUACAAGUUGAGCUUAACUAAGGGCCAUGAGAGUGACCCAAGCGGAAAUGUUAUUUCCUUCUUCACACUUUACCCAGCAAUAUUCAUGGCUUGCCAUCAUUUCCUGUGGAUAUUGCUGGGCGUCAUUACAGAACCAUUUUGGGGUAUUUCAGUUUUAGUGGUUGUCAUUUCUGUUUCUGCUAUUCUCGUUUUCUUUUUUUAUGAUUUUUACGAAUAUUAUCUUUCCCAUGAAUGUAUUGACCGCGAGUGUGAAAGAUGUUCUGCACGUAGAGGCCGGCGACGUGAGUACUGGUUUCCGUUUUUUAUGUCGCUAUUUCUUGUUCUAGGAAGUUGCGUUGCAUCUGUACUCUUAAUAAUUGUUCUGUUAGUAGUUGCACAGUCGUUCCUUAGUGAGAGCCUUGUUUCCACGUUAGUUCAAAAUGGUUUGGUGUUUUUCUCAACUUUGUGGCUUGGAUAUCUGAAGCUA